Molecule: messenger RNA, 1036 nt
Organism: Grammomys surdaster
Lineage: Eukaryota; Metazoa; Chordata; Mammalia; Rodentia; Muridae
Product: zinc finger protein 2-like
Exons: 3
Biological process (GO): regulation of transcription by RNA polymerase II
Molecular function (GO): DNA-binding transcription factor activity, RNA polymerase II-specific; RNA polymerase II cis-regulatory region sequence-specific DNA binding
Source: RefSeq, a predicted model, not a curated record
UGUAGAGCGGAUCCUGUCAGGGUACCUGUUCAGUGGUGCAUGCGCAGUGAUGGAUGGGUGCAUGUGCAGUGAUGGCUGGGUGCAUGCGCAGUGAUGGCUGAGUUCACUUCUCCAGUCACCUGGCCCCUUCCUCACCUUUGCAGGCCUGGCGCAUUGUCUUUGAGCAUCCUGUGUUCCUGGGACGAUAUCCUACGCUGGUUUUUAAAAAUUUGUAGGACGGGAGACAAGACUUGAAACCAGAGAGUCAACUCCAAAGUUCACCAUUGCUGAAAUUUUGCCCUAUGGGGUCAUAAUGGACAGGGAAGAUCUCUGGCAUUCAGCUUUGGGGGCUGUCUGGGAUCCUACUUGUUGGUUAGGGGGGCAACACGAAAGAUAUCUGUGCCAAGUGACAGUGGCUCAAAAGGAAUUCUAUAAUGAGAAGAGUGUGUGCAGAGGUAAUAAAACUGAAAACUCUUCCAUUAAGGGUUCAAUGUGUAAUGCACCACAAAGCAUUCCUGUGAAAAUAAGACCUUGGAAUUGGAAUUCAUAUGAAAAAGAUUCUCAACACAAUUCUGAGUUAAUGAAAACUUCAAGAAUGUUUGUACAAAAGAAAAUAUUUGAAUGUGAUGAGUGUGGGAAACCCUUCAGCCAGAGUUCAUCCCUGCUUAAGCACCAGAGGAUUCACACUGGGGAGAAACCUUAUACAUGCAAUGUAUGUGACAAGCAUUUCAUUGAACGCUCCUCCCUCACUGUACAUCAAAGGACUCACACAGGAGAAAAACCCUACAAAUGUAAUGAGUGUGGGAAAGCCUUUAGUCAGAGUAUGAACCUUACUGUUCAUCAAAGAAUUCAUACUGGUGAAAAGUCCUAUGAAUGUGAUCAGUGUGAGAAAGCUUUCAUUAAGAAUUCAUCCCUUAUAGUCCACCAGAGGAUACAUACGGGAGAGAAACCCUAUCAGUGUAACGAAUGUGGGAAAUCCUUCAGUAGGAGUACAAACCUUACAAGACAUCAGAGGACUCACACGUGAGAAAAGUUUCCACCAACUCCUUCAUUUUGA